Oldenlandia corymbosa var. corymbosa is the source of this 1964-nucleotide messenger RNA. The record is from the annotation of a GenBank genome assembly. NCBI's taxonomy places the organism in Eukaryota, Viridiplantae, Streptophyta, Magnoliopsida, Gentianales, Rubiaceae.
CUAAUAUCCAAACUUGAUUUCUUACUUCAUCAUAUCAUCUGGGAAACACAGCAUCCCUCCCAUUUGAUAGAAGAUAUUCCCCUUUUACCUGAAUUACGUACGACUAAACAUCAAACAUGCAUUCUGAAAACAUUGAGAGGUUUUCGAGCUGCAGAGGGGUCUCUUUUGAGAUCAAACCUCAUGCAGACCCAUUUGCCAUUCAACCUCCCUCAGCUAGCAAAAAGUACUGGCUUCCCUGGGGAAGCAACUCGAAAGUUGUCCCGGCAGGGCCAGGUGGAAACCUUUUUGCCAGGUCCAUGAGCAGGCCCAGCAGCCAUUUCUGUGAUGUUGAAACUGAUGAUGAAGAUGAUGACGAUACUAUUUUGUUUGACAUCGAAGAAGGCACCCAUGAAGAACAUAUUCAUGACAAGAAAGUGGAUGAACUGCCGCUCAAAGUGAAUCCUCUGCCUCUUCCACUCCCACCAGCUGGGAGUAAGCGGCAGCAAGCAAAACCAAAGCCACAUGGUUCCCGACUCUCGGUCAUCUUGCUUGAUCAAGGCCUUUUCACCGUUUACAAACGGCUUUUUGUGGUUUGUAUCACUCUAAACAUCACCGCCUUGGUUCUGGCUGCCACUGGCCACUUCACAUACGCAAGAAAUCGGGCAGCAUUGUUUUCCAUUGCCAACAUCUUCGCUCUGACACUGUGUCGAAGCGAGGCUUGUCUUCGAGUCGUGUUCUGGUUGGUAGUUAAACUGUUCGGCCACUCUUGGGUGCCUAUUCCGAUCAAAACUAUGAUCACUUCACUGCUGCAAUCCCUCGGUGGGAUCCACAGUGGUUGUGGCAUUUCAUCCAUCGCAUGGCUCACUUAUGCACUAGUCCUUACACUUAAAUACCGUGAAAACACCUCCCCUGAGAUCAUCGGUGUCGCAUCCGCCAUCCUAUCACUUAUAUGUUUGUCAUCAUUGGCCGCAUUUCCUCUCAUUCGCCAUCUCCAUCACAACGUCUUCGAGAGGACGCAUCGUUUUGCAGGAUGGUCAGCUCUGGCACUCCUCUGGGCCUUUGUUCUCCUCACUAUUUCAUACGAUCCCAUAACAAAAUCAUACACCAGCGACAUCGGCAACAGAUUGAUCAAACAACAAGAGUUCUGGUUUACGGUGGGGAUCACCGUGCUCAUCAUCAUUCCCUGGAUAACUGUCAGACGCGUCCCCGUAAACAUCACUUCCCCUUCUGGACAUGCUGCCCUAAUCAAAUUCCGAGGCGGAAUCAAAGCUGGAAUCCUUGGAAGAAUCAGCCCAUCUCCCUUCUCAGAAUGGCAUGCAUUCGGAAUCAUUUCCGACGGAAAGGAUGAGCACAUGAUGCUUGCCGGCGCCGUCGGUGAUUUCACUAAGUCGUUAGUGGCUGACCGUCCAAGCCAUCUGUGGGUGAGGCAAGUGCAUUUUGCGGGGCUUCCUUAUUUGGUAAACAUGUACGACCGGGUCCUGGUUGUCGCAACCGGGUCCGGAAUAUGCGUGUUUCUAUCGUUCCUCUUGCAGCCGUGCGCGGCGGAUGUUUGCGUUCUUUGGGUGACAAAAAAUGUGGAGCAAAAUUUUGGGAAAGAAAUUAAGGAAUGGAUGAGCGGACAUCCAAAAGACAAGGUGAUUGUGCAUGACACUGCGAUUUUAGGUCGCCCAAAUGUGUCUCAAAUGAGUGUUGACACUGCAAAAAAAUGGGGAGCUGAAGUUGUCAUCGUUACCAGCAAUCCAGAAGGAAGUCGGGAUGUCGUCAAUGCUUGCAAAUCUGCUGGAAUCCCUGCUUUUGGUCCAAUCUGGGACUCUUAAAAUCUUCAAUUGUGGUGUUACUUUUUUUGUUUUAUUAUGUACGCAUUUGUAGUUUAAUUUGGUACUUUCAAACUUCGCCGAAUGGGUGAAGACUAUAUAAUAUGUGUACUGCACUAUUUUUGUACUACUUUGGAAUAUGCGAUGAUCAUAUAUAUAGUAUAAGACGAC